Amyelois transitella is the source of this 4902-nucleotide messenger RNA. RefSeq names its product microtubule-associated tumor suppressor 1 homolog (gene Cep164). Bases 134 to 4108 code for a protein of 1324 amino acids. The transcript is spliced from 22 exons. The record is from RefSeq and is a predicted model, not a curated record. Gene Ontology annotation, molecular function: protein binding. Lineage: Eukaryota; Metazoa; Arthropoda; Insecta; Lepidoptera; Pyralidae.
UUUCUGGAGAGCGAAUUUUUCCUUCGAAGCUUCUCCGGUUCGCAAGUGAUAAUGAUUUUAUUGAUAGGCCAAAUUUAUUUGAACUACCACACUUGGAGUUCCUUUGAAGGAUAUUAGAAUAUGAAAACCCAAUAUGAGUUCAACUUCAGCAGUGGUAUGCCGUGAAAUAUUCGAUGAAAAUAGCCAACCAUCUGCCGAAGAAAUAUCUGAUUAUGCCCAACAAUUGGGUAUUGAUCCGGAGAGCGAGAGUCAUCUGCUACCGCUUGCUAAAGAUGGGCUCAUGCAAGCACUGCCACCACCAUGGAAAGCAUAUUACGAUGAGAAACUCGGCACACAUUAUUACUACAAUGAGGAAACUAAGAAGACUCAGUGGGAGCACCCGUUAGACAAUGUGUACAGAGAGCUCGUGAAGAAGGCGCGGGACGCGUCUGUGCAAGAUGACACCUGUGCCUCGGUUCAGGAACUGCUCACAUUUGAGGAAAACACCAAACAGCUCGAGCGUGUGGAGACCAAAGUGGAGAGUGAUGAUGAUGACCUUUCAACAGACAGUGAGAAUCAAACAGAUGUCAAGGAUAAUGCAUCUUCAAACGUUGGGAAAGUGCCUGGACUAAAACGACUUACACCACUGGGGCGGCCACCGCUCGCGCCUUUAGCAAGACUAGAUAAGAAACUAAGUGAUUUGCGAAUAUCACCUUUAAGAAGAAGCGCCGACAGCCCAUUAUCCAAUAAACCACUUUUAAGAAACACGUCCGAUAGGGAUUUGUUGAGUCGUCAGAAUUACGAAAGACCCAAAAUGUUGUUCAAACAACAGUCCGAGAUUAUAGAUCUGAAAAUGCAUGUGCUGAAUAGCCCUGAGGAGGAGAAUUUUAGUCCAUUUUUGGCAGCGGCUAAGGUUGAAAAGGGACUGCCUUUGACGGGCAAAGGCAGUAUGUUUCUAAGGGCUUGCAAAUCAGACCUCCCUAGUCCUGACACAGACAAAUCUUUACCUUUAGACUCUUUGACCAAGAGCGACCCCCCAAAAGGGAUAUUGAGAGAGAAACCGAGUGAUACCGUAUUGAAGAGAGUUGAGAAUGUGAAGCAGAGAGCUGUGUCCAGUUUUGAUGAGGACAGAAAGAGUGUUAGAUUCAAACUGGAGAACAAUCCGGAGACGACAAUAAGUCCCGGCUCCAACUCCUCGUCGGAACAAAAUGACGGGCAGAGUUCCAUCAUCAGUGCUGCCCCCAUCUCGUCCCCUGCCGUCCUCUCGCCCCCAAUAAUUUCACCCCCUGUGCCUUGUCCCUCUAUAGUAUUAUCUCCUCUGGUAACUCGACCCCCGUUACCUCCGAGACCGGUGGUUGAAAGCCCGAAGGAGAAAAGCUUGUCGGUUUCGGAGAAAGAUUCUGUUGAUAGUGAAUCCCGCGACAGCAGAGGCGCUUCGCCCCGGCGCCGCGUGGUGCGCCCGCCCGCCGCCGACUACAUCAAACCGGAUCUGUUCCAGAAGAACUUCCAGAAAAUAUCCGACUUAGUCCGUCCCAGAGACAUUGAGACCUCCCCGAUCAAUCUGGAGGAGCCGGUUGAUAAAGAUAAGAGACCUAGGUCCCCAAUGAUCCCUCUAAAAAACAAAAUAUCGAUAAACCUAAUGGAGAGCAUCGAAUCUGAAACGUCAAUAGAUUCUCCAGACAGAGAGUUUGCAAAUUUAGACCUAAACGACCUUGACGAGUCAAACGAAGUAAAACCUAAAGAACUAAAUGAUGAUCCAGAUGAAAAUGAAGAAAAUGAAACGAAAGACAUUAAAAAUACUGAUACUGAGUCAUCAGAUGAAUCAAAAACAUCUGUAUCUAAUCACAAAGCCAAAACAGAUUUAAUCAUACCUCAAAUUAAAGUUCCUAAAUUAGAAUUUUCAAAAAAACCACAAAUAGAUGCCAAAAGUCAACAAAAAGAAGAGUCUAAAAGCUUUGAAAGUCCAAAAGAUAAAGCAAAUAUUCAUAGAAUAUCACCAACACCUUCGUACACAUCCGAUUUACGUUCCCCAAGAGAUUUUGGGAAGCCUUGGAGUCCUAUGUCUACCUUCAAACCUCUGAAUAAAGCUGUUAUAGCACCACAAAUUAAAUCUUCCGAAUCGGCUACGAGUUUAGGUAAAACUUUAACAAGUCCUAGAUUGGACGGAGUUAUUAUAUCUCAAGGGAAAUCCAGUUCUGAUAAUGUGGUUGUUGUAUAUCAAUUUGAAACUCAAGAUGAGAAGCCGAUUAAUUCUCCUUUGAUUCCUGAUAUGGGGAAUAGAGAUAUGUUUGAGAGGAAUAAGGCCGAUGAAAGGAGAAGAUUAGAGUUGUCUUUGCAGAAAGAGUUGGAGGGGAUAAGGGUGGAGUGGGCGACUAAGGAGAGGAGAAUGAGAAUGGAGUUGCAAGAAGAGUUGAAGGUAGCUGAGGAGAAGUUUUUGACGGAAAAGAGAUUUAGGUUGACGGAGCAGGCUGAGAGACAUCGCAAGGAAUUGGAAGAGGCCUUAUUAUCAGUCGAACAAAACCACCAAAAGACCCUUCAGAUGUCUUUGCAAGAGAUAGAAGAUCGUUACAAACGAGAGGCGGACGCAUCCGAAAGGCAGCACGCUGAGGACAUGGCCAAAUUGAGAGAGGAGUAUAGCAGGAGAUUGACCGAGUUGAGACAGCAUCUGGAGAUUGAGAACGAACGCGCCCUGUCGGACGUUCGCGAACAAUUACACGCGUCGUGGAAUCGCGAACGUGCGCGGAUGGCGGACGAACAUCGGGCGAACGCGGAUUCGCUGCGAGACGAACACAGCGCCAGGUUGAAUGACCUCAAACACGAUUAUAGAGCUGAGGUGGAGCGUUUAAGAACACAACACGCAUGUCAUUUGGAAGAGUUACGAGCUCGUCUGGCCAACGAGAGGGCCGCGUCGGGAAGAAACCAGGAAGACAGGGAAUUGGCUGAGAAAUACCGCUGUUUGAAACAAAAAUAUGCCCGGUUGAAACACGACGUAAAGAUGUCCAUAGAGCGACGCAAUAAAAGGCGGGAAAUGAGCAUGACCACCGGUUCAGAAACGGAAAAAUCUAACUCGCACAAAGCCACGCAGUCAUUGGAAAGAUGUAAAGAAGCAAACGAGAUAUCAGUGAGCGCUGUGGUAGAACCAGAGCCCAGGGUCCGAGGUCCGGGUCCGGUGAACAAUAAUCCGGGCGUGAAGUGUGACAACGAGACCUCGUUGUCAGAGAGCGCGCAUAAAUACGACAAUAAUAACGACGAUUGGAAGGCAGGGAGGGCUAAUACUGUGACAUCAGCAGACACUUCACAGGCGUCAGCUGUGAAGCAAAGGAAAACUACCGUCGCUUUCAGAGAACCAGAGAGAAGGAGACGAGCGCGGGACACUCAUAGAGAAACUGGUGCUACAACAGACUGCCAAGAUUCUUCGGAUGCAACCACAGCGGAUGAGAAACCUAAAGAAAGUGUCAAUGGUCACGGUCGAAGAAGGUGCUUCACAAGAUUAAAAUCUGCGUCAACGUCGCGACUCAACUACUCUCCCAAACGAGGCGAAGGCUGGUCUAGCCCUUUGGAAGCGCUCAGGCAGCAGUUGCGAAAAUUGGACGAUCUGGAAGACCAAUUUCCUGAUCUGGCGUGCCAACCUUCCUAUAGUCUCAGAUAUCCAUUUGGAGAAAUAGGGGCAGUGUCGACAGCGGACACGGCCGAGGUGGAGUUCGUGCGGCACCGCGCGCUGGUGGAGCGCGAGGGCGUGCGGCGCGCGCGCGCGGCCCUGCGCCGGCGCCGCGCCGCCGCCGCGCAGGCGCGCGACCGCCUGCCCGCGCGCGGGGGGCAGACGCCAUGCACCCAAGAAGCGACAAGUUCGGCUUCGUCGGAAAGCGAAGCGGCCGCCGAAGCGGAAGCGGGGGGCGCCGUGUUGCGGUCGCUGCGAGCCCUACACGCUGACGUCAGGGACAUCUGGCGGGCCCUGGACGCAAGGAGACCUCACACAGCAUCCCCUGAGACCAGCUCCUACAAUCCAGCAACUACAUCGCAAACUAGAAUGACAUUGUCAGCGCCGGAAGCAACGGUUCACGACAACUCCGACGGCGGUGUCGCAGAAAGGGCCAGAGGUUUGAGGGCGUGGUUACAAGCUGCACCUUAAAUCAUUAUUAUGGCGGCCAUACAAGAUACUAGUAUGUAUGAUUUACUUUUAUUAUCCCAGUUUUAAGGAUGAAUUAAUUAUUUAUUUACUAGUGAAAAGUUAUUAAACUUUUGUUGUACAAGUUCCAUGGUUAAGAUUAACCAGAAUUUUAUAAAGUAGUAAGUUGACUUGAUUAAUUAGAAAUAUUGUUAUUCUUCAAAUUUUAACUAAGAGAACAUUGUAAUUUUUGUGUCCAACGAUUUAGUUUAAACUUUUGUUGUAUUUUGCAUCUAAAUAAAUAAUAAAAUGUAAAUGAAGUAAUAUCAUCAUAUGUACUAGUAUUGUAAUGCUGAAAUUAUAAAUUUUGUCGAAAAUUAUGAUACGGACUCGUGUAAAGUGGCUAUAUAUUUUGUGAAAAUCUUUCAAUUCUUGAAAUAAAAAUUCUUGAAUUGGGUGAUGCGUUUCAGGCAGCCAUUUUAUGUUUCCGGACAAGUACUGACCGCGAACAUUCAAAAGUAAAAUAAAUCGUUAUCUGUUAGAUAGGCAUGUAACAUCUUCGUCUUCAUUUAUUGUUUGUUUGUUUGUUUGUAAACUCUUUAUUGCACAUAAAAAUAAAUAAAACAAAUUGCAAAACAGUUAUUGGAUUUAGAAGAAUAUGUACAAUGGCGGACUUAUCCCCAAUGGGAUUUCUUCCAGUCAACCAAAAUAUAAAGGAAAAUCCAUAAUUAAAAGGCAACGCACAUAAAAAGCAUUGAGAUGCAGUAAAAUAAACAAUAAAUUUCUACAUAUCUAAUUAAAGAUAAACAUACAUAAAU